Molecule: messenger RNA, 2052 nt
Organism: Aspergillus heteromorphus CBS 117.55
Lineage: Eukaryota; Fungi; Ascomycota; Eurotiomycetes; Eurotiales; Aspergillaceae
Product: MFS transporter
Exons: 4
Coding region: 99-1757 (552 amino acids)
Biological process (GO): transmembrane transport
Molecular function (GO): transmembrane transporter activity
Source: RefSeq, a predicted model, not a curated record
UCUUGCUCGCUGCUUGAAUCUCUGCAAUAUAUAUUGGGAAUUCCUCAAGAGCACACGCCACAUUCCCAUUCUCUCCUCCCGGAGCAGAAAAGCGCAGAAUGGCCGACACCCACCAUCCCUCGCAUUCUUCCUCCUCCCUCUCCUCGUCGCUCUCCUCCCACCACCACCAUGAUACCACCCACACACGCGACCACGCCGACCCCUCCACCCUCGAAAAACAAUCCACCGCCGCCUCCGGCCUCUCCACCCUCGAGAACCGCGCCCAGAAUGUCCUCUCGCGCAUCCGCAGCCGCGAGCCCGGCCAGACCGCCCGCUUCACCCACCCGCUGUCGCAUACCAAGACCUCCGAGGAGAUGAUCGUCGAUUUCGAUGGGCCCGAUGAUCCGUAUAAGCCUAUGAAUUGGAGUUUUCGGAAGAAGGCCGUUACCACCGUGCUGUAUGGGUUGACUACGAUGGGUGCUACUUGGGCCAGUUCGAUUUUCUCUACCGGCACUUCGCAGGUCGAUGCCGAAUUCCACGUGGGCGAGGAGGUCGGGACGUUAGGCACGGCCCUGCUGCUGUUCGGCUUUGGCCUCGGCCCCCUGGUCUGGGCCCCCCUCUCCGAAGUCUACGGCCGCAAACCCGCCGUGCUGGCCCCCUACUUCAUCGCCGGCAUCUUCUCGUUCGGCACGGCCGCCGCCAAAGACCUGCAAACCGUCAUGCUGACUCGGUUCUUCUGCGGCUUCUUCGGCUCCGCGCCGGUCACCAACACCGGCGGCGUGCUCAGCGACAUCUGGACAGCGGAGCAACGCGGCGCCGCCAUCGUGGGGUACGCCAUGGCGGUCGUCGGAGGGCCGGUCCUGGGCCCCAUCGUCGGCGGCGCCAUCUGCCAGAGCUACCUCGGGUGGCGAUGGACCGAAUACCUCACCGGAAUCAUGAUGAUGUUCUUCUUGACCCUGGACGUAAUCUUCCUCGACGAGAGCUACCCCGCCGUCCUCCUCGUGCACAAGGCGCAGCGCCUGCGCUUCGAAACCGGCAACUGGGCGCUCCACGCCCGCCACGAGGAAUGGGACGUGACCUUCAAAGAGCUCGGCAACAAAUACCUGAUCCGGCCGUUCGCCCUCCUCUCCACGCCCAUCUGCUUCCUCGUCGCGCUGUACGCCUCCUUCGUCUACGGAAUCAUCUACCUCAGUCUGGCCGCCUUCCCCAUCGAAUUCCAGCAAAACCGCGGCUGGAACCAGGUCGUCGGCGCGCUGCCCUUCCUCGGCUACCUGGUCGGCAUCCUCUUCGGCGCCUGCAUCAACCUCCUCAACCAGAAAUUCUACAUCGCCCGCUUCAAAGCAAACAACAACUUCCCCGUCCCCGAAGCCAGACUGCCCCCCAUGAUGCUCGGGUCGGUCGUCUUCGCCGCCGGCCUCUUCAUCUUCGCUUGGACCAGUCCCCCGGAUAUUCCCUGGAUCGCGCCCGUCAUCGGCGCCGUGCUCAUCGGGUUCGGCUUCUUCACGAUCUUCCAGGCCGCGUUGAAUUAUCUUAUCGAUACCUUCCAGAAGGUGUCGGCGAGUGCGGUCGCCGCGAAUACCUUCCUGAGGAGUCUGUUCGCAGGCUGUUUUCCGCUGUUCGCCAAUAUCAUGUUCAAUAAGCUCGGCGUGGAUUGGGCGGCCAGUGUGUUGGGGUUUGUCGCUGUCGCGCUCAUUCCUAUCCCGUACUUGUUUUAUGUCUACGGGAAGAGGAUUAGGGCUAAGGGGAAGUGGUCUAGGGGGUCGGUUUAUGGGUAUUGAUGCCUUGACCUCCUGGCUCCGUGACUGGCUGCUUACCGGACUGUGUCUGCCUGGCUGCCUGGAUUCCUUCCUGCCUUUCUGCCUUCCUGCCUGCCCGCAUACUCACUCACUACCACGCUAAUUCAAUCCUUUCGAUCCUUCCUCUUUCUCUCCCGAAAUCAACAGGAGAAAUGAGUAUGCUAUCAGCCCCGCACACUCUUCUAUCUCCAAUCCCUCCCACCACGACUCAAUCCCAGUGAUUCAACAUAUUAUACCCAACACCAAAAAGCCCAAACUCCAAACCCAACACCCCUCC